AUGACGUCUCCCACAGGAAAUUCUAGUAUUUCCUUUCCAAGCCAAGCGGACCUCUUCUAUUAUUGCACCACAUCAUCGACCUCGCAAGAAAACCUCGAUAUUCACUAUGCACCACCGUCAAGAUCCUCACUGAAAAUCGGUGUCGUCAUUCUCGGUCAAGUCCAAUUGCUCGACUUGGCCGCUCUCGACCUUCUCGCCAUGAUUAGCAAAAGUCGGAUCAGCAAAUGCAACCCCACGGCCGCAGCACUGGACCAAGCCGUGGACGAAAUCGACAUUCGAUACGUUAGCAUGACGGGAGAAGGCAGUUUCCCCGUCACAGCUGGCUCGCGAAUGCCGGUGACGAACUCCUUCACCAACGCCCCCCAAUUCGACAUCCUCCUCAUCCCGGGAACCUCAAUCCUAACCAACCUCCCUCCCCCGGCCUCUUCCUUCCUCACCUCCCAAUGCCUCAACACAAACCUCCUCGCCAUCAUGACCAUCUCCUCAGGCAUCGCCCACCUAGUCCAAGCAGGGAGUCUCCACGGCACCCGCGUUGCAGCGCCGCGCUCCCUGCUACCUUGCUUGCAACACCGCUUUCCGGAGACGGAAUGGCAGUAUGCGCCUUGGGCGCGGCACGGUAAGGUUUGGAGCUGCAACUCGCCUGUUUCCGGCCUGGAUAUGGUGGUGGAGUGGAUGCGGGAGUAUUUUUGGGAUCGCCAGGAGGCUCUGGCUUGUGUGGUUGGGGUUGCCGGUGUAGGCAGUUUGUACGAGUAUAGUCAUUGUGAUUAUUGA
Bipolaris victoriae FI3 is the source of this 771-nucleotide messenger RNA. RefSeq lists its product as hypothetical. The transcript is spliced from 2 exons. Lineage: Eukaryota; Fungi; Ascomycota; Dothideomycetes; Pleosporales; Pleosporaceae. Bases 1 to 771 code for a protein of 256 amino acids. The record is from RefSeq and is a predicted model, not a curated record.